AUUUUAGUCUGUAAACCUGAUGCAUGGCAUUUAAUUGCUUGGGAACACAGUCAAUCAGGACCGGAUUGAGAUUGAGAAGUUGCCCCAGUUUUCUAGGAAGAUAACAUAGAAGAGGCACAAGUAUGGGAGAGUGGGGCUUUCUCUCGAAGCUGUUGGACAAAGUGCAGUCUCACUCCACGGUCAUCGGGAAGGUGUGGCUCACUGUACUCUUUGUCUUCAGGAUCAUGGUCCUAGGGGCCGGCGCAGAAAAGGUGUGGAGUGAUGAACAAUCAAAAAUGGUCUGCAACACAAAGCAACCAGGUUGUAAGAAUGUGUGCUACGAUCACACCUUUCCAAUCUCCCACAUUCGCUUCUGGGUUCUCCAGAUCAUCUUUGUGUCCACACCAACUCUUCUGUACUUCGGUCACGUUCUGCAUGUCCUUCACAAGGAAAAGAAACUGCAAAAGCUUGCCGAAAGCCAUCAUCCCAAAUACACAGAUGAUCAUGGCAAAAUUAUAAUCAAGGGGAAACUGUUAGGAAGUUACCUGACCAGUCUGAUUUUUAAGAUCUUGCUUGAGGCUGCGUUUAUUGUAGGCCAGUACUAUAUUUAUGGUUUUGUAAUGAUCGCUAAGAUUGAAUGCUCUCAGUCUCCUUGCCCUUAUACUGUAGAGUGUUUCAUGUCUAGACCUACAGAGAAGACCAUCUUUAUUAUCUUCAUGCUGGUGGUGGCGUGUGUUUCUCUACUGCUGAAUGUGAUCGAGAUGUUAUACCUGAUAUGCCGCAGGUCAAAGAGACAUCGAGGCACACAGAGUUAAUUCCCUCAAGCUUUAAAUGGAUCCAAAAUGUACAUUGCAGGCACUGCAAGCUCUAAAAAAAAUUGAGGCAUGUAUAAAAUUAUUGUCCAUGCAAAUAUUUGAAUUCUGUCUGUCAUUUGCUUAAUGUAAUAUUAUGGGUUCAAUAAAAGUUAAGAUCAAUGAACAGCAUUUGUGGCAUAAUAUUUAUUACCACAAAAAUUUAUUUUGACUUGCCCCUCCUUUUCUUAAAAAAAAAAAAAAAAAGCACAAUCUGGGUUACAGUGAGGCAUUUACAAUGGAAGUGAAUGGGGGCCAAGUUUUGAAUGAUAAAUAACCUUUUACUUAAUAGACCUGUGUAAAGAAGUCAAUGGAAAGGAGGAGUCGAGAACCGGCUUGACAAUAUAAAUAAUAGUUUUAAUGAUAAACUUAAAAAGACACAAACACACACAUGACGGACAUGUCCGUAAACUAUCUCUCUCUCCCCGGGCGGACCACAGUCUGCCAUCAGCCUGUAUCCCUCUCGGAGGCUUAAUUAGACUGAUAAGGGACGGGGUGUGUAUAAUCACAUCCCGGCCCCGCCCUCCGCCGUGCCAUAACCUAUAAUUUUUUUAAAGUAUAACAAUAUGCAUGUAAACAUGAUGUUUGUGUGAUAAAAUCACACUAUAAAAUCACUUAUUAACCUUUUCUGUGUAAAGUAACAACCAAUUUUACAACUUCGAUACCAUGACGAUGUAUUGUCAACAAACCUUAAAACCCUAAAACGAUUGUAAAAAUUUAAAUUUAAACAACUUUAUAGCUCAAUUAAUACAUGAGUCUUAACAGAAUAAUGAGUGCCUUUAAACCCACCCAAACAAAUAGCCACUUUCAUUGUAAGUGCCUCAUUGUAAACUUGAUUUAUUCUUUUUUUUCUUUUUUUUUAAGAGAAAAGGAGGGACGAGUUUUGUGGUACUCAACAUUAUGCCAAAUGCUGUCGAUUGUGCUUAACUUGCAUUGAACCCGGAAUAUUCCUUUAACUUAAUGUUGUUUCAACCCUGUAUGACUCUCUUUCUUUCAUGGAACACAAAAGGAAAACAUCAAGAACAUUUUCACAUGUCUAUUUGCCAUAUAAAGUAAGUGAAUAGUGACUCCAGGCCGUAAAGCUCCAUAAAAAGUAGAUAAUUUUAUUUAUAAAUUAGUGAAUAAUGACAUAAUUUUUGUUAUUCCUUUAGUGCUGUUAAAGAUAGUUUAUAGCUCAAUAAAUCUGAAGUCAUUAAUAUUAGGAUCAGAUUUUAAAAAGUAAAAUAUUUUUUAUUUUUUAUUAUUUGCACAGUUUUUGUUUGCUUGAAUAUAGUUAUAUGAAUUUUGGACAGUGUUUUGCGGUGAGUUGCACGAAUGAAUGCCAAUAGACACCUGCAUGGUGCCAUUGUGUAUUUCAGGUAAUUAUGUAAGGAUUACAUUUUUUAUUUUUUCAAAAUGUCACUUUUACUCUCUCCAUGUUAAGAAUGACUUAUCAUAUGACUUUCAGUUAUUAUAUAACAUGACAUGUAUGAGAUGCUCUUUAUCUACUGUCAAAACAGUACAUAGUUCAAACAACAUUUCCUUUAAUAAAGUAAAAACCUACAACAUAUUCUGUCAUCAUUUACUCUACCUCAUGUUGUUAUAAACCUGUAUUAAUUUCUUCUCCAGAACACAAAAGAAGAUGUUAGGUAGAAUAAUUAUUUUAAUUAUAUCCUUUAUAGUUCAAUUUUAUAACAGUCUCACUGUUAUAAACAGCGCUCCACAUCUGGCUAAAUCAUUUUCUUCAUCAUGGAAUUAUAUGAGAGAAUUGUUGAUUUGUGAAGAUACUUGUAGUAUAGGCCUCUACUGUAAAGAUCAUACAAAUUUUAGUACUUGUAAAUUCUACUUUUAAACUUAAACCAUUUUCAUGUGAACUGGAGAUAAAAUGUGUAAAUAAUCUGUUAAAACUGUGAUAACGCAUCUGUUGUUUUUUCUUUAAAGUAUUGCUUGACUAAUAAAGUACGAUAAGACAGAUAUUUGAUAUUGAGAAUUGUUAGGAGCUUACAAUUAAUGGACAUGAAUAGAAAUAGUGGAAGCACAUAAACAAAGAGCACACUUGUAACUGUGAAAACAAAAUGUUGAUAAAGUUUUACACUCGUUACUGUAAGAAUGACGUUUAAAAAAGACCUUUAGAAAAUGUCAUCUAUAAAUGUUAAUUGUUUGUUGUUGUUUUUUUGCUAUGCACAACAUUAGGAUUGUUUA
Molecule: messenger RNA, 3011 nt
Organism: Xyrauchen texanus (razorback sucker)
Lineage: Eukaryota; Metazoa; Chordata; Actinopteri; Cypriniformes; Catostomidae
Product: gap junction Cx32.2 protein-like
Exons: 2
Coding region: 123-794 (223 amino acids)
Biological process (GO): cell communication
Cellular component (GO): connexin complex
Source: RefSeq, a predicted model, not a curated record